AUGUCCUCCACUGACCGGCCUGUCGUGCGCCGCGAUUUCACUGAAAAGACUCAUGCUACAAGUUAUCCCUUCAUUUCGCCACUGGCACAGGACCUUUCUGGACGGCGUGUGCUCAUCACUGGCGCUGCCCGGGAGGACGGCGUGGGCUAUGCAACUGCCACUGCCUUUGCUCGCGCUGGAGCAUCCGCAGUCGCUGUCAUAGACCUACAUGGCGUCUCUGAUGAUGUUGUUUCUCGAGUAAAGGCUGCGGCUGUAGAGGCAGGCCGGCCUGAACCUCAGGUAGUAAGCGGCCGUGUUGAUAUCUCUCGUUGGGAAAGCGUUGCGGCUUUCAAGGAGACCGUCUCGGAUGCCUUCGGGCAUCGAUUGGAUGUGCUCGUCAACAAUGCAGCACAUCAGGAGCCUUACAGUUCCAUCCUGGACGCAGACCCAGAUAUGUACUGGAAGACUUGGGAGGUCAACGUCCAUGGGCUAUUCAACAUGACGCGGGCGUUCCUACCUAUGCUGAUUGACACGCGCGCAAAACACGACGGCCAGGGCAUCAUGAUCAAUGUAGCCUCUUCCGGUGCUCUUAGUGUGCGAAAAGGCGGCGCAAGCUAUAGAACUUCCAAGCUUGCAGUACUUCGCUGGACAGAGGCCCUGAACCUAGAACACUGCAAUGACGGUUUGCUUGCUUUCUGCGUAAACCCCGGAGCAAUCAAGACCCAUAUGACGAUUAACGAGCCCGAGGAGGUGCGUAACAUGCUGCCACAUACGCCAGAAAUCGCAGGCGACACCAUCGCCUGGCUCGCUGCGGAACGAAGAGAGUGGACGGGCGGAAGAUAUAUUAGCUGUCCCUGGGAUAUGGAAGAGCUCAUGGGCAGGGAGGAUGAAAUAGUGGAAGGGAACAAGCUUAAGCUCAGCAUGGAUUUCUGA
Messenger RNA from Penicillium canescens, 912 nucleotides. RefSeq names its product SDR family NAD(P)-dependent oxidoreductase. Bases 1 to 912 code for a protein of 303 amino acids. The transcript has a single exon. NCBI's taxonomy places the organism in Eukaryota, Fungi, Ascomycota, Eurotiomycetes, Eurotiales, Aspergillaceae. The record is from RefSeq and is a predicted model, not a curated record.